Molecule: messenger RNA, 5258 nt
Organism: Dufourea novaeangliae
Lineage: Eukaryota; Metazoa; Arthropoda; Insecta; Hymenoptera; Halictidae
Product: myosin-IIIb-like
Exons: 16
Coding region: 36-5150 (1704 amino acids)
Biological process (GO): protein phosphorylation
Cellular component (GO): myosin complex
Molecular function (GO): protein binding; ATP binding; protein kinase activity
Source: RefSeq, a predicted model, not a curated record
CUGAAAUUCCCGAUCGUCAGAAACAGUUAACCGAAAUGGGUGAUAUAAUCGAAAUGACCGGUGGUGGGACCAAUAUGGCGUACCACGGCCUUAGUCAGCACGUGAAUUUCGACGUGAUUCCGGACCCCGGCGAUCGUUUCGAUCUGGAGGAUCUAAUCGGCGAAGGAACGUACGGGGAAGUUUAUUCCGCGCACUGCAACGAAACCGGCAACAAGGUUGCGAUCAAGAUACUGGAGAACGUCGCUGAUAACAUCGAAGAAAUCGAAGAGGAGUAUCUCGUGCUUAGGGACCUCAGCCUUCAUCCGAACAUCCCAAUCUUUCAUGGCCUGUUUCUGAAAAGAGCAAGGCCUGCCCAGGAAGAGGAUCAAUUAUGGUUCGUCAUGGAGCUGUGCACAGGGGGAUCGGUGACCGAUCUAGUGCAAGGUCUGAAGAAAAAAGGAAGGCGCCUAACGGAUGACCAAAUUGCUUACAUUAUCAAGGAGACGGUAGAAGCGUUAAUUUAUCUGCAUACCAAUCACUGCAUGCACCGUGACGUUAAGGGACACAACAUUUUGCUAACGGAGGACGCGGGUGUUAAGUUGGUUGACUUCGGUGUCUCCUCGCAUCUCGCUGCGACGCUCGCUAGGAAGAACACCUCUGUCGGCACACCGUAUUGGAUGGCUCCUGAGGUAAUAGCUUGCGAGCAACAACUGGAUUCCUCUUACGAUUCACGUUGCGACGUAUGGUCGGUCGGGAUCACAGCGAUCGAAUUGGCGGAAGGCGAUCCACCGCUAUCGGAAUUGCACCCUAUGAGGGCACUUUUUCAAAUCCCUAGAAACCCACCUCCAGCAUUGAAGAACCCAGAUAUCCAUUCGCCUGAAAUGGUCGACUUCAUUACGGAAUGCCUGGUGAAGGAUUUGGAGCAUAGGCCGUUCGCAAGCGAAUUAAAAGAGCACCCCUUGUUGAUGGGUAUCGAAUCACGCGUGGAACAGAUUCGAAAUGAGAUUCAGGAAGAGAUUUGUAGACAGAGGUUGGACGGUAGGGUGCACAGGCAACCGGAAGUGACGACCAAACACGGGAAGCUAAAGACCGAUAGGAAAACUAGUCCGCAGAAAAUGUACAUGGAUGAUCUGGCUGCUUUGGAUAUGCUAUCGGAAAGUGGUAUUGUGGAGCAACUGGAACACAGAUACGAACAGGGUCAAAUAUACACUUAUAUCGGAGACAUACUUGUCGCAGUCAAUCCAUUCACAAAUUUGGGACUGUACACUGGAAUCGAGCAAAAGAGAUACAAAGGCCAAGCGAGGUCGGACAAUCCGCCCCACAUAUUCGCGGUCGCUGAUGCCGCGUACCAGGCGUUGCUACAUCAGCGACAGAAUCAAGCGAUCGUGAUCAGCGGUGAAUCUGGGGCAGGAAAAACCGAAAGCGCGAACUUGCUGUUGAAGCAAUUGGUUUACCUGAGUAAAGCUCCUAAUCGUAAUUUAGAAGAAAGGAUUCUUCAGAUAAAUCCAAUAAUGGAGGCUUUCGGUAACGCGACUACGGGGAUCAAUGCCAACUCGUCGAGGUUUGGGAAAUACUUGGACUUAACGAUGACGAAAGGUGGAAAAGUCACCGGUGCACGAAUAUCUGUGUACUUGUUGGAGCAAUCGCGGGUCGUGGCUCAAGCUGAGGGAGAACGCAACUUUCACAUAUUCUAUUACAUGUACGAUGGCUUGGACGCAGACAAUCGUCUAUCGGAGUUCUAUCUGGACGGAAACCUUCGAAAACACCAUCGAUAUCUUAUGGACCAUAGUCAAACAUCUCAGACUCAUAUCGAGAAAUUCCAACAGUUAAAGAAUGGCUUCAAAUUACUUGGUUUCCAAGAUAGCGAAGUAGACACGGUUUACCGUAUCCUUGCUGCCGUGCUUCAUCUUGGCGACAUUGAGUUCGCCGAAGUGGCUAGCGAAGAUAACACCGAUAAUAAAAGUCGGGUGAUUGAUAUGGCACCGCUUCAUAGAGUGUCACAGUUACUCGGUAUCGAGGAAAACGAUCUUCUAGAAGCAUUAACGUCGAACUCAGUUAUGACCAGGGGGGAAACAAUUACGCGACACAAUACGGUAGCCGAGGCCUGUGCAGCGAGAGACGCCAUGGCCAAAGGACUAUACGGUCGCUUGUUCGAUUGGAUGGUGAAUCAAAUCAACUGCUUGCUGAGCUUCAAUCAUGCCCCGAAUUACGAGCCGUUGGCGAUUGGUCUCCUGGAUAUUUUCGGUUUCGAGAAUUUCCCAAGGAACUCCUUCGAGCAGCUGUGCAUUAACAUCGCGAAUGAACAGAUACAAUAUUACUUUAAUCAGCAUAUUUUCACAUGGGAACAGCAGGAAUAUAUGGCAGAAGGGAUUCCAGUGGAUCUGGUCGAAUUCUCCGAUAACAGACCUGUUCUGGAUAUGUUGUUGAGUAAACCUAUGGGGCUUUUAGCCCUGUUGGACGAAGAAAGUCGCUUUCCUAGAGCCACGAAUAAAUCUUUAAUCGAGAAAUUCCACAGCAACAUCAAGUCGAAGUUCUACGUACGACCGAAAUCGGACGCUGUUUGUUUCGCGGUACACCAUUUCGCAGGACGCGUGGUUUACCAAGCGGAAGGCUUCUUGGAAAAGAACAGAAACUUCCUGCCGCCUGAAGUGAUCCAACUGGUCAGACAGUCUCAGUAUGACAUGGUUCGCUUCUUGUUCCAAUGCCCGAUUACGAAGACUGGUAACCUCUACUCGGCGGUUCAUGAGACUGAUUCGAGAAAAUUGUCUCACUCGAAUCAGAAUACUAAGGAGCGUUAUUCUAGUCGAGGAUUGGCCUCGCAAUCCAGGGCUCAACAAACAGUGGCAACGUACUUCCGGUAUUCUCUUAUGGAUCUGCUGCAGAAGAUGGUAUCGGGGUCACCUCAAUUUGUGCGUUGUAUAAAACCGAACGACUCAAGAAGUCCACGAUUCUUCGACAAAGAAAAGGUCGUGAAACAGCUGAGGUACACUGGUGUCCUGGAGACAAUAAGAAUUAGGCAGAAUGGCUUCUCGCAUCGAAUACCAUUCAACGAAUUCCUGAAGAGAUAUUGUUUCUUGGCGUUUGGUUACGACGAACGUGUGGUAGCGAAUCGGGACAAUUGUCGUCUUCUUCUUAUUCGCUUGAAAAUGGACGGAUGGGCGUUGGGCAGAACGAAAGUCUUUCUCAAAUAUUACCACGUCGAGUUCCUCUCGAAAAUGUACGAGGAACAGCUUAAGAAAAUUAUCAUGGUCCAAGCGUUUGUCCGCCGAUGGCUUGCCAGGAUUCGAUUUAAGAAGCAAAAGUGGCAGUUCGCUGUGUCUGUUGUUACUUUGCAACGUCAUAUUCGCGGAUGGUUGUCGCGAAAGCAUUUGAUAGCAGAGAUGAAGAAGAAACAGGAAGAAGAAGAGGCGACCGCUAUAGAAAGAGCUAAAGAGGAACAGGCAAAGAAAGCUGAAGCUGAAAAGCAGGAGGGAACCGAAGACACAGCAGAGGCAGAAGGUUCGAAGGAAGAUGAUGCCACGAUCGUCACACAAAGUCAACUCGAAGAACGUUGCAAGCGGAUCUUGAACUGCUACAACGACCGGGACGAAGCGCAUAAGGCAUUGCUGCGGGAGGGUCUGAAGGAAGAGGACGUUGCGUCGAUCGUUCAGCAAUGGUUCAACAACGAAGAAGAUGCCAAGAAGAGGAAAUCGCUUGUGAGGGAUGUGGUGCAUCCUAAAUUGAGACAAGCUGACCUAAUACACUUCUCUCAGAAUGUCCACAUGAAGAAUCAAGAAGUGCACAAGAACCUACGCCACAACAAACCUGGUCUUCGAUUGAACGAUAUUGAUGAACCACCUCCGGACUAUGUCCGCCCGGAAGGGUUCAACAUGGUGCAGCCGAUUCUGCAGUAUCGAAGCGGAAAUCAAGUGGAAGGGGAGGAGACCAUCAAGUACUAUCACGAUCUGAAGAACGAGAUGAGCAGUGGUUCGGACUUCGAAGACGACGAAGUUGGCUGGGACUUACCGUUGAUACAGCUAGAAAAUGACCUUCACCCAUUGUCGAGGUAUACCGUAGAUCUGAGUUUAAUUAUUCGUAGAAGAAUUUUGGUGAAAUAUUCAUUCCGCGAGGAGAUUAUGAGAGGUUUAAUUACAGGAGAUUUGAGAAACCCAGGCGAUCCGUCGCAGCAAGCAGAGAAUCAGGGCAAAGUGAGUACAAGGAUUAAUCACGCGGCUAACAGCAACAUGUGGUCCCGUGAGGAUAAACAACAUAAGCAACCUGGAGUCAACUCUUCGAAUAUCAACGAUUCAAAUGGCCUACGAUCCAGAUUCAUUGACAAACACAACAAUAUGAACGAACAUCAACAACGUUACAAUGGUCACCAGCGUAACAUCAACGGAUCUUCCGUAAACAGACGUCAGAACGCAGGGAACGGACACUGUAGUUUUUUGAAUGGACAUCCAAACUUCGUUAACGGACACGUGAAUAAUCGUCAAACUCCUCUGAACAGCCAUGAACCAACGAUUAAUGGCCAUUCGAACUCAGUUAACGAACAUCCACCUGUGAAUGGCCAAGUGGUUAAAGCUAACGGGUAUCCACCAUACAAUAACCGGUACCGGAACAUCAUAAACGGGUGUCAAGACGGUUUAUUUAUUAAUAAAAUGGUCGCCAGUCAAUUCGAAAGUCAGCAAGUCGAAUCGAAAAGGCAACCCAGAUUGAAUAACGGUUUUAAGAACAAUCCGAACGAUGGCGCGAAAGGAGUCGAAGCGACAAAACAAAAUGGCGACCUAGGGAAGAGUCGGUUAACUGAAGUGGAUGGUAAAAAUGGAAUAAACCGGAAGUUUAUCGACAAGAAUGCUAUCAAUGGUCGAUUAGUCGUUAGGAAAGAAGUGGGAAAUGACACAUUUGGCAUUCCAGCCGACCUUAGACAACUUCUGAGGCCCACUGUCGUUCAGAAACGGCAAGAAAUCAUCAAGGUUGAUUAUGAUCCGGAAGAUUUGAACGGGCCAUACAAUUUUAGGCAGCUACUAAGGCCAGCCGAAUAUCUUCCUACCGAGUCUUUGAGAAAGAGAAAAGGGGGACAGGCGUCUAACGGAGUUCCAGUGUUAAAGGACAAGGUUCCUGAGAAACAUGUGAAAAGAAGAGCACCUUUGGCACCGAAUCAAAAUAAACUCGUUAAUGUGAAGAAAUAACGCUACGUGAUGCCUGAACGUUCAAAUUUCCUUAGAAAGGUGAUGUAUGUGCAAUUAGAUUAAUGGUUUCGUAAAGAUAGAAGAAGUUGAUCAGGACAGUGAGUAAAC